Molecule: messenger RNA, 942 nt
Organism: Seminavis robusta
Lineage: Eukaryota; Bacillariophyta; Bacillariophyceae; Naviculales; Naviculaceae
Source: the annotation of a GenBank genome assembly
UUUUUGUUCUUCCGAAGCAAAGCUGCAAACGGAUUGGGCAAAGGCAAAAACGAAUUGCCCGACUGUUGUCAGUGGAAGACACCAAUUGACCAAUACCAACAGCCAACCUCUUUCCAUCAGAUGAGAAAAGAUUCCCACAAUCCAUCAUCAGCUCCUUUGCCAUUUUCUUUUUUGGAAGAAAUACUAAUUGUCACAACACAACAAAAUGAGGCUUUUGCUUGUUUCUUUCUUGGCGGCGUCGGCGGCAGCUUUUUCGAUCAACGGUCCGGAAAAGCAGUCCAAGACGGCGCUUCAUUACUACCGAGCCCACUCGCGAUUUGACGUCCCCGAGCAGGGACCGAUUCAAGUGGAGAAGCAAGGCCCAGCGGUGUUACAAGGAGGAGCUGAAAUUGAUUGGGCUCUUGGUCCCGAGAUCCCUACCUCCGAGGCCGACGCCGACUCGGCCCACUUGCCACCCCAGUUUGAUGUGAGCCAGCAAGGAUCCAUCUUGGUGGAAAAGAGCGGUGUUGCUGCGCUUCAGGGUGGUGCGGAGAUUGAUUACUUUCUCGGACCACCCAUCCCUGAUGGGGAACAAUCCUCGUACUACAUGGAGCCCAAGUUUGAUAUCCCCGCGCAAGGAUCCAUCAUGAUGGACAAACACGGCGUCACGCAAGUCCAGGGUGGAGCUGUCGUGGAUUGGCAGCAGCAAUGGCAGUAAAAAAACGCUGAUCUAUCCUUUGUUGACGCAGCCAGAAUAAGUUGCACGGAUAAAACAAGAAAAAGUGGCGGGAAUGAAUGUGUUGGUGCGGACACCGAGUUGCCAAUGUUGAAAUUGUCAGGACGAGUUUUGGGUCGAAAAUUACCAGAAGUGACCUUAGAAGUGCUCGGUGAUGUCUCCUGAUAUAUUUCCUUUGUAUUCUAUGAGCAAAAAGAAUAAUGAAUAGCGGUUUCUUUUUGUGAAGU